Molecule: messenger RNA, 855 nt
Organism: Polychytrium aggregatum
Lineage: Eukaryota; Fungi; Chytridiomycota; Chytridiomycetes; Polychytriales
Product: kinase-like domain-containing protein
Exons: 1
Biological process (GO): protein phosphorylation
Molecular function (GO): ATP binding; protein kinase activity
Source: RefSeq, a predicted model, not a curated record
AUGGCGUCCACCAAAGACAUCGCUCGAUCCGUGCCUGAGCGGCCGUCCUGGUUCAUCUCGCCCAGCGAUAUCACCGGCCGCUCCAUCCAACCCAUCGGCCGCGGUGGCCUUGGCGAGGUCUUCACCGGCACAUACUUUGGCUCCAAGGUCGCCAUCAAGCAGCUCCUCGGCACUUGCAACAUCGACCAGCUCAAUGAAUACCGUCAUCGGAUCGAUCUCUGGAAGCAGCUCAGUCACCCUAACAUCCUGUCGCUGCUCGGUGCCUGCGACCAAGACGACGACGGCAAUCCGAUUCCUCCCUUCAUGGUCUCGCCGUUCAUGCCCAACGGCACCCUCCUUGAUCAUGUUGCCAACAACAAUGUCCCACUGGAGGAGAAGCUCCGUCUACUCCACCAAGUGGCCGCGGGGAUAGCAUAUCUCCAUGAUCACAAUGUCGUUCAUGGCGGGCUCAAGGCUGCAAAUGUCCUGCUCGACAGUGGAGCCAAUGCUGUCGUCAGCGACUUUGGGCUGUCCCGCAUCAAACAUACAUCCACCUUGACGGACCGCAGCCGAAACAGCAGCUACGGCGCCCCCGAGACGCUUGACGACGAUGAACUCGGCGACACCACCAUGAAGACCGAUGUAUAUGCCUUCGCCAUUACCACGUACGAGGUGCUCAACGAUGCCAAACCCGUGUGGAUCACCGACGACGGAGAAGCGCUGCAAGACCAAGCAAUUGAGCAAACAGUCGACCAUGGCCAAAGACCCCAGCAGAUCGACGGCAUUCCCAAUGACAUCUGGACCCUCAUCGAGCGCUGCUGGGCCCAAACCCCUGCCGAUCGACCGACUUUCGAACAGAUCGCUGCUGCUCUCGAC